Ricinus communis (castor bean) is the source of this 1223-nucleotide messenger RNA. RefSeq lists its product as uncharacterized. The transcript has a single exon. Lineage: Eukaryota; Viridiplantae; Streptophyta; Magnoliopsida; Malpighiales; Euphorbiaceae. The record is from RefSeq and is a predicted model, not a curated record. Bases 237 to 1055 code for a protein of 272 amino acids.
GUAACCUUUCUAUUUUAGACUUUUAAUGGUCUGUGGAGUUUAACAUUCAUAAUCCUAAUGACAAACAACUACCACAAAAGGGUCAUCUCGGUAAUUGUAUACAGGAAACAAAGAAUUUGCAUUUAAGAUUCCAUGCCUCUCUCUUACGCACUCUGCCCUGUCAAAGGAAAAUUGUCUUUAAACCCCACACAAGCAAUCUCUCUAAAACCCCUUUCUCUUUUUCUCUGAUUCUUUGCAUGCAGCUUAUGGAACGGAAUAAAGUUCUGUGGGAAUUGAAUUCUAUUUCAGCUUUAUUAUUUCAUUUCAAUAUCAUGACCUCAGAAACCAUUUCCCAUCUCUCCACUAAUCCACUUUUCUCAUGCAUAAUCACCCUCUAUACUCUAAUUCUCUUAUAUUUUCCUCAUCCUUUCAAAAUCUUUCUCUCCCCAGUUUUGAUCCUCACUGCACUUCUCCUUCUCUUUCUUCUCCGUCUCGGCGCGGUGCAGAGACUCCAAACUCCAGACCCAGAUAAAAAUGAUAAAAAAGAAAACACUGAAAGCAGGGAAAUUACAGAAAACAAUGUUAGUGUAGAAGAAAACUGUGGUUCAGUAGACAAAUGGGUCGAAACGGGUUUGGACCCAAAUCAAUCAAAACCAGAUUUUGAAGAGUCAUUUGUUGAAUGGAAUGUGAGGGCGCCACUGGAAAUCAUAUAUGAAGCAUAUGAAGGAGAAGGAGAUGUAGAUGAAGAUGUUAAAAAUGAGACUCGAAGUGGCAGGUUGCAAAGGUACCCAUCUUUGUCAAUGUACUACCCUGAAACGGACUCGGAUUCUUCCUCCGACGGCGAUUUUUCGGUGACCGGAGAAUGGGAUUCACCUGACAGUGUUUGCUUUAGAUGGGAAGAUGAAGAUAGAGAUGGGUUGUUGAUUGAGAUAGCUCUUGAUCGUAACAAUGACAAAAAGCAUUCGGGUCUGGACUCGGGUGUGGAUUUGGAUUUUUAUGUUGAAGAAGAUAAUUUGAUAGAGAUUGACAUAACUCCACCCAAAAUUCAAAAUGAUGCGUUUUCCGGUGAGCUGUGAUAGUUCAGUUAAUAUGGGAUUAAUUGAAGUGAUUAAUUAGGAGGAAAUUGUGUGUUUUUGGAGUCGUUUGGGUUUGGGUCUUUCUUAGUUUUUUCGGAUGUUUUGAGUUACUAUUGUAUUAUACAAUGAUUAGUUACAGUUAAAUAAUUAAAACCAAAGAUUAUUGAA